AUGUUCCUCGCAGUUGAGGCACAGCGCCACUUCAUGCGGAUGCAAGAGUCCGGUGACGUCUCAGGUGAGAAUCUGGAGCGCAUGUUCUGCCAGCUCUCUGCGGAAGAAGAGGUUCUGGGGGAAGAGCUUCUCCUUGAGCUUGAAGAACAUGUUCGACUCAGUGAGGAGCUCGCAAACACGCGCAGGGACGCCUUGGAAAGAUACAGGCUCUGUCAGGAGGAGCUGGAGGAUUUGCGCAUCUCUGUUCAGGAGGAACAGGAUGAGGAGGAGUCGGCUGGGGCUCGCCUGAUGGCGAAAAGACUCCGAACCUCUUCGAUCACAGAUGAUGAGGAGGGCCUGGUGCAGGAGCUUGUCAAGUCAGAGGCCGCGGAGGUUGAGGAGAUCGCUCGCUUGGAGCGGCUGGCCGCCUUCGAGGCAGACCUGGGCCUACCAAGGAUUCAGUUCUUCGAGCGCGACGGAUUGAUCCUCCUGAGCAGGGCCGGCGCAUUGGCAUCGGAAGGCUCGUCCUCGCACAUCAGUGCGAAGGCCGUGCUCCUCCGCCUCACCUGA
This is a messenger RNA of Symbiodinium sp. CCMP2592, 549 nucleotides long. The record is from the annotation of a GenBank genome assembly. NCBI's taxonomy places the organism in Eukaryota, Dinophyceae, Suessiales, Symbiodiniaceae.